AUACCGAGCUUGAUUGGUCCGCUGUGGUAAACUCCUAUUGGAGCUUUGAUUGGCCGCGUUUGGUCGUUCUCGCGGUAGUUGAGCCCGCGUGUCAGUGGGCAGUCUGUGUGUGGUACUGCGAGUGCUGAAGAUACUGGGCAACGCGUUUGUGCGUCUGGAAGCAAACUUUUCACCAUCAAACCUUUAAAUUAAUCAAAUAGGGUUUGGUGAACUAACCAACAACCGGAUUUAUACGAAUUUCGAGCAACCAAGAAACGAGUCUUGACGAUUUAUAGCGGAGAAAAACGUCUUGAGGGCGAUUCUAGGCGCUGCUCUUCUAGGGUUGGGAUUGUACGUAGACCAGGCAGCCACGGAUUCCAACCAGCGCCUAAUACUGCUCGUAUAAGGUCACGAGUGGAGGACUUUAACAAUUGCUCCGUGCAAGGGAUUACCGCUGUAUUUACCGUCGCGCAAAGGAUUUUAUGGCGACAAAAGGUAACGCGGAAGAUAACUUUCAAAAGAAUCCACUUGAAAUCUACACCAUGAAACAAUUUCUCCUUCCUGUUUUACAACUAGUCAAAUAUCUAGUUUAUACGUUACUUUGACGUUCUACGUCACGUAGUGGCAAUAUUUUCGAACCCGAAUCUAUAAUUGUUUCAUUUAUUUACGAAUCGCUCCAAGUUCAUAGGGAAUCUGUUGUCUUUGUGUCUUAUCUCACGUUUAUGGCAUUAUUCAGUAAUCAUGUCGGGCUAAAUGGCAAACAAAUAGCAUUCAGGUAAUCUUGUUAUUGCAAGAAGUCUCGCAAGCAGCUUGUUAGUCACAGCUCGCGGCGCAGAUGACAAGAAGCAAAUGUGUGACUGGCUCAACGCAACUAUUCUGUGUUUACAGCACAAGCGCAGCUGAACGUUUGACUCUUAUUGGAGAUAAUGAGCCAACGAGCUGGGUUUUUAUCUCGCUCCUCGGCUGCGUGAAGGAUAUAGCGGUUAAGAAGUAGGAGAAACUCGCGUGGAUCCGGCGGACGGACGGGGCUUUGUGUGUCCGUGCGCGCAGGGAGGGGUGACGGACGAGCUCGGAUUACUGAAGAGCGCCACAUCCCCUGGAUCUUCACCUCAGAAAGGAUACAUUCAAGAUGUAUCCGCAGGGCCGGCAUCCGGCACCUCACCAGCCCGGGCAGCCAGGAUUUAAAUUCACAGUCGCAGAGUCUUGUGACAGGAUUAAGGAUGAAUUCCAGUUCCUUCAAGCUCAGUACCACAGUCUUAAAGUGGAGUAUGACAAACUGGCCAAUGAGAAGACUGAGAUGCAGCGACACUAUGUCAUGUACUACGAGAUGUCCUAUGGGCUGAACAUUGAAAUGCAUAAACAGACCGAGAUUUCCAAACGGCUAAAUGCAAUUCUUGCUCAAAUCAUGCCUUUCUUGUCACAAGAGCACCAACAGCAGGUCGCACAGGCUGUUGAGCGUGCUAAGCAGGUGACAAUGACAGAGUUGAAUGCCAUCAUCGGGGUACGUGGACUUCCCAAUCUGCCGCUCACCCAACCUCAUUCUGUAUAUCCUGCUCUGAUGCAGCAGCAACUUCAGGCUCAGCACCUUUCUCAUGCUGCCCACGGACCCCCGGUCCAGCUGCCCCCUCACCCCUCGGGGCUGCAGCCCCCUGGCAUUCCUCCGGUCUCUGGCUCGGGGUCCGGUCUGCUGGCACUCGGGGCUCUGGGUAGCCAGGCACAUCUGCCGGUCAAGGAUGAGAAGAACCACCAUGACCUGGAGCACAGAGAACGGGAAUCUAGCACGCAGAAUAAUUCAGUAUCGCCAUCAGACAGCUUGAGGACCAGUGAGAAACACAGAAGUUCAUCCGACUACAGUCUGGACUCAAAGAAACGCAGAGUGGAGGAGAAAGAUAACAUGAGUCGAUAUGACAGUGAUGGUGACAAAAGUGACGACCUAGUUGUGGACGUGUCUAAUGAGGAUCCGGCCACCCCAAGGGUCAGCCCAUCUCACUCCCCUCCUGAGAACGGACUCGAUAAGGCCAGAGCACAGAAGAAAGAUGCGCCCAACAGCCCUGCCUCUGUGGCCUCCUCUGGCAGCACCCCCUCGUCUAAAGUGAAGGACCACCCACACAACGACAAGUCCUCCACCCCAGGUUUGAAGUCCAACACCCCCACCCCACGCAACGAUGCUCCCACCCCAGGAACCAGCAACACCCCUGGGCUCAGGCCCAUACCUGGCAAGCCCCCUGGCAUGGAAGCACUGGCAGCACCUGCACUGCGUACACCAUUGUCAAUUGCGCCACCAUAUGGGUCUCCGUUCGCCAUGAUGGGGCACCACCCAGAGAUGAAUGGCUCAUUGACCAGUCCAGGGGUUUAUCCAGGACUGCACAUGACGGCCGCAGCUGCUGCUGCUGUUGCCUAUGGACGCUCAUCUAUGGCGGGCUUUGAUCCUCAUCCUCACAUGCGUGCUCCUGGUCUGCCAGGAAGUCUGACCUCUAUACCAGGAGGGAAACCGGCCUACUCCUUCCAUGUCAGUGCGGACGGCCAAAUGCAGCCAGUACCUUUUCCUCCAGAUGCUCUGAUUGGACCAGGCAUACCUCGUCACGCCCGCCAGAUCAACACGCUCAGCCAUGGCGAGGUGGUGUGCGCUGUUACCAUCAGCAACCCCACGCGGCACGUCUACACCGGUGGCAAGGGCUGUGUGAAGAUCUGGGAUAUCAGUCAGCCAGGCAGCAAGAGUCCUGUGUCGCAGCUCGAUUGUCUGAACAGGGAUAACUACAUCCGGUCCUGUAAAUUGCUUCCUGAUGGCCGGACUCUGAUCGUCGGAGGAGAAGCCAGCACUCUUACCAUAUGGGAUCUGGCCUCACAAACACCUCGUAUCAAAGCCGAGCUCACCUCUUCAGCUCCGGCCUGCUACGCCUUGGCGAUCAGCCCCGACGCCAAAGUCUGCUUCUCCUGCUGCAGUGAUGGAAAUAUUGCUGUCUGGGACCUCCAUAACCAAACCCUUGUCAGGCAGUUCCAGGGACACACAGAUGGGGCAAGUUGUAUAGAUAUUUCCCACGAUGGCACCAAACUUUGGACAGGUGGUCUGGACAACACAGUUCGAUCCUGGGAUCUGAGAGAGGGACGACAGCUCCAGCAGCAUGACUUCACUUCUCAGAUCUUCUCUCUGGGCUAUUGUCCAACGGGCGAGUGGUUGGCUGUGGGAAUGGAGAGCAGUAAUGUAGAGGUGCUUCAUCACACCAAGCCAGACAAGUACCAGCUGCACCUGCACGAGAGCUGCGUCCUCUCCCUCAAAUUUGCCUACUGUGGUAAAUGGUUUGUGAGCACUGGGAAGGACAAUCUCUUGAAUGCCUGGAGGACUCCCUAUGGUGCCAGCAUUUUCCAGUCAAAAGAGUCGUCAUCCGUCUUGAGCUGUGACAUCUCGGCUGAUGAUAAAUACAUCGUGACAGGGUCUGGAGACAAGAAGGCCACUGUUUAUGAAGUGAUCUACUAAAUUUACACCUCUUGACUGUUGCUUCAACAACCCGCGAAUGGAGCUAUUGAUCAGGCCUGACUUUGAAUGGAUACAAUAGGACACUCCUUCACCUUUUUCUGAAAGAUAUCGACAGUAGGAACCCAGGUUGGAAAAUUGAUUGGUCCACUCAGGAUCAAUACAAGAUGUUUUUUAAGCACCCCUGGAUUCUUACAGCAUGGAGCUGUCCUCUACUGAUCAAACUGGAAAAACUAUCCUAAGGACUCCCUGACAGCACUAAUAUAGUAAAUAUUGUCAUGACUUUGCUUUCAGUGUCCUCAUGGGAUUGUGUGUGCCUAUUCCUUCUGUAGUAUUUUUUUUCUUUUAUCUUUUCACCUUUUAACACAAAGAGAACGAUCUGUGAUGUAAUAUGAAGCAGUGCUUCAAUUUUAGCCUCCUGCUCCUUGGACAAUUUGUUAAAAAGUGUAUAUAUGGAGUAAUAAAGACGUUUUAUAAAUAUAUAUAAUUAUAUAUAUUUCCAUGUCCUGAUAUACUUGUGAUGGGUUUCUUUGUCCUUAAUGCUUGAUGAAUGUAGGUUAGGACACUUUUUUUUCUUUUCAAUUUUGAAAGCACACCCUCUGGGCUGGCUAUUUGCUAACAGUGGCUAACUCUUGUGGGAAAACCACCGUUUGGGAAUAAUUUUAAGAGACUUUGUCUUCAUUUUUUUUUCGAUUACUUUUGGUUUCUAGUCUAUGUGCUGUUAAUGGAAAUGGGAUCACGUCCUGCGGAGGUCCGAACCAAUGGAUCGCUGCAAGAAAACAGCCCAGAAGAGAGUGAGAGUCGUUUGUAAAUUGAAAGGGAUAUAAACUCUGAGGAUGACUAACUUUACUUCUUGUCUGUGCCCUUGUGUGGCGUCUUGUUGGAAAGAGGAACUCGGAUAAAGAAGUGUGAUUGUAACAUGCUGAGUUUGCAUGUAUUGUACGCUGCGAUGAGUAACUUGCCAGCUUCUCCCGUAAGCGGCCCUGCUAUAGUUUUCUGCUGAUCAAGCGGGAUAUGACUCGCCCCGAUGACUGACAGCUUAAUUCUGCUGUGAAGAGCCCCGCCCUAAUGAGCCUGCAGCCUUGUUUUUGACUUUGUCGCAGAUUUAUGUAAACCUUUUUCAUGAGGGGGUCAACUCUGGGUUUGUUUCUGUACGUUGAGCCAGUUUUCUAAUGAAUAUAUUCUUGGCCUGCACUUGACUUUGGUGAUGUGGAGGCACAGUGUGAAAUCACGUACGUGUGAGGCAGAAGAAAGCGGAUUUUAAACCCGAUCACAUUAAAUGUAGACUAUUUGAGUGGGCCCUGCAGAUAUCUGCCUCGUGGAGCCGCUGAAGAACCCGUGUUACAGUGAACUUAAAAACAAUAAAAAUCCGGACCCACCUGCCUUUCACAUCCUCUCAACUUCACACCAAAGUAUGUAGCAAACUGUGUCCGCACUGAUCAUGUACAGUUGUUAAUAAUUCAAUAAACUGUUUUUGUACAAAAAUGUCUCGUAC
Messenger RNA from Triplophysa dalaica, 4946 nucleotides. RefSeq names its product TLE family member 3, transcriptional corepressor b (gene tle3b). Lineage: Eukaryota; Metazoa; Chordata; Actinopteri; Cypriniformes; Nemacheilidae. The transcript has 21 exons. Gene Ontology annotation, biological process: regulation of DNA-templated transcription; negative regulation of canonical Wnt signaling pathway. The record is from RefSeq and is a predicted model, not a curated record. Bases 1109 to 3454 code for a protein of 781 amino acids. Gene Ontology annotation, molecular function: protein binding; transcription corepressor activity. Gene Ontology annotation, cellular component: transcription regulator complex; nucleus.